Molecule: messenger RNA, 762 nt
Organism: Cucurbitaria berberidis CBS 394.84
Lineage: Eukaryota; Fungi; Ascomycota; Dothideomycetes; Pleosporales; Cucurbitariaceae
Exons: 3
Coding region: 1-762 (253 amino acids)
Biological process (GO): clathrin coat assembly; intracellular protein transport; clathrin-dependent endocytosis
Cellular component (GO): clathrin coat of coated pit; plasma membrane; clathrin coat of trans-Golgi network vesicle
Molecular function (GO): clathrin heavy chain binding; structural molecule activity
Source: RefSeq, a predicted model, not a curated record
AUGGCAGACCGAUUUCCCUCGUUAGAUGAGAUUGACGCCGGCCACACCGAAGCGCGCGGCGAAGCUACCAAUUUCGACCUUGUAGGCGACUCAAACGGCACCGAUGACUUCCUCUCACGCGAACGCGCGCUUCUCGGCGACGAUGCGGACCAGUUCGCUUCGGAAAAUGACAGAGUGGCUACUGUUGAGGAUGGAGACGAUGAUCUGCUAGGAGGAGACUUUAGCCAGGCCAAUGUUGGCAGUCAGGAAAUGGACGGCUUCGAGAGCUCUUUCCCCGCUAUCGAUACUACAAAUGAGCACAUGGCCCCCGGUGGCACCAUUACAGGAUCAACGCUUCCCUUCCUGCCUGGACAGCCGGCACCUUCCUUCACACCGCAGCGAUCAGACUCACCAGAGCCCGAGGUCAUCCGAGAAUGGCGCGAGCGGCGCGACCUCCAAAUCCAACAUCGCGAUGAAGUCUCCGCUGAGCGCAAGGAUAGGACUAUCAAGGAGGCACAACAGAACAUCGACGACUUUUACGAGAACUACAACAACAAGAAGGACAAGGAGAUUGCCAAGACACAAAAAGAGGCAGAAGAGUUUCUCGCAAACCGAGACGACACCACGGCCGGCGGAACCAGCUGGGAGCGAAUUGCUAAGCUGGUGGAUCUGAGUGGCAAGGGUACGAAAGGCGGAGCGUCCGGGAGCGAGAAGGCUCGGUUCCGGGAGCUACUGCUAAGCUUGAAGAAGGAUGAGAAGGCACCCGGUGCGACUGGCUACUAG